AGCGCGUGUCCGGGUCGCCACUGUCCCGACUCAGCAUGUCUCCGAGACACACACCCGCGCUGCUCCUGCGUCUCUUCCCGCCACUGCUCCUGCUCCUCGCAGCGGGACAGCAGUGCCUCGCGGCUCGUCCGCUCCUCGUGUUCCUGAUCGAUGGGUUCCGUCAUGACUACAUGGAUGAUCUUCACGCUCUACCUGGAUUUCGCGAGCUCGUGGGCAAUGGGGUGAAAGUGGAUUAUAUGACACCGGACUUCCCGAGUUUAUCAUACCCUAAUUACUACUCAUUAAUGACAGGCCGUCACUGUGACAUUCAUCACAUGACUGGAAACUACAUGUGGGAUGAAGCCUCAAAGAAGGAAUUCCUGAUUGGGACCAACCCCGACAGUCGACUGCCUCUUUGGUGGGAUGGGUCAGAACCACUGUGGGUCACCCUGCAGAGACAUGGAAAGAAUGUCUUCAUGUACUACUGGCCAGGCUGCGAAGUGGAAAUUCUGGGUGUCCGUCCAACAUUCUGUGAGGAAUACGUCUACAACCCAUCAGAGAAAAACCUCACAGACUCGAUAGAGGAUGCUCUCAAUGUCCUAAGGGCAGGCCAAGCGAGCAUGGCAGCAAUAUAUUAUGAGAAAAUAGAUGUGGAGGGCCAUCACUUUGGUCCAGACUCUCAUCAGGUCAGAACAGCUGUGCGACAGCUGGAUCUUGCCAUGCAGACACUCAACAGCAAAAUCAAAGAGAAAAACAUGGUGAACGAGCUGAACAUUGUGCUAUUUUCAGACCAUGGUAUGACAAAGAUCCAGUGGAUGGAGAAGGUCAUAGAGCUGGACAAGUAUGUCAACAUGUCAGCCAUUGUCAAGAUGAUGGACAGAGGACCAGUGGUUAGUCUGUGGCCCAAAGAUAACAAGUACCAAGAGGUGUAUGCCGCAUUGUCCCAGGUGCCUAACAUGCGUGUCUAUGCCAGACAGGAGAUCCCUGAACGUUUCCAUUUAAAAGGAGGGAAGUUUGUUUCCCCCCUGACGCUGGUCGCUGAGCCUGGCUGGUUUAUCGCAGAGAACAGGGCAAAACUCCCAUACUGGAAAAACGACUCUGGAGAGCCCUCGGCGUGGCAAAAUGGUUGGCAUGGUUACGACAAUGAAUUUCUUGACAUGAGAGGCUUUUUUUUGGCAACAGGACCCGAGUUCAAGCGGAAUUUUCGGGCGGCUCCAAUUCGAGCGGUGGAUGUCUACAAUGUAAUGUGCUGGACGUUGGGGGUGAAACCUUUGCCCAAUAAUGGCUCCUGGUCUCGGGUAGAGUACUUCCUGAAUGGCUCUGAUGGUCCAUCCCAACCCACAACCCUCUUUUGUGUGGGUUUGUUAGGAAUACUGCUUGCACUAUGGUAAUGAAGAAUUGAACAGUUGAGUGUUUAUGGCACCCGAUGGAAGCUAGAAAUUAUCGGCUAGAAAGACUUAGAACAUUACACCAUGUAGAGGCCGUUGAAUCUAAAUGUAAGGGAAGAGAAAUGAAAGAGGCUGGAAAAUUUCACCAUGAAAUGAUUAGAGCAUUCUUGAGGACCAAGAACCUGAGGCCUUAAAAGAGUUUUCCAUGAUCUCAUCCCAAUCCUUCAAUAGACUGGGCAAAAAGAAUCCUACAAACCCACAACACCUUAGACAGGACUUCCAUUUUGGAUCCUUACGAGCCCUAAACUCACAGUUUCUCUUCUUUGUCCAGCUCUCCAUGUCUGAUCAACAUGUCUUGAUGUCUGUGGUACACACUUUAAAUGUCCAACAAAACAACUAAAUGUUAACCUUUA
Molecule: messenger RNA, 1780 nt
Organism: Epinephelus lanceolatus (giant grouper)
Lineage: Eukaryota; Metazoa; Chordata; Actinopteri; Perciformes; Serranidae
Gene: enpp6
Product: ectonucleotide pyrophosphatase/phosphodiesterase 6
Biological process (GO): lipid metabolic process; choline metabolic process
Cellular component (GO): plasma membrane
Molecular function (GO): glycerophosphodiester phosphodiesterase activity
Source: RefSeq, a predicted model, not a curated record